CGUUUUGCUCAAAAUCUGACAGAACUAGUUCAAUGAGAAAAACAUUAUUGCUUUCCGUCGACAUUUUUCUGAAUAUUCGGUGUUUAAUUCAAUAGUUUUUGAGUAAAAUAACAAAUAUAACAGGUGUCUUCCCAGCGAAUGAACGGUGUCCGAAAUGAGUGCGCCGGAACCGGAAAAAGUCAACGAUAGUGUUUCAGCCAAUCCGCCGUCGGUGGUAGACGACGGAUCCCUGACUGCCCCAGCGGCCUCCAGCGUAAAGAAAUCGCACCUCGAAGGAACCGACGCCACAAUGAGUGACGACGACAACAAAGUGAUCACAACCCUUGAAACGCCGAAAUCUACGAAAGAAAAGGUGAUUAUCCACAGCCAGACGAUCAUUAAACCGGCGGCCGAAUCGCCAACGGAGCCAAAAGCAACUAAUGAUUUGCUGGCCAAAAUGAAGAGUCGUCUGAGUAAACAAAUCGAUCUAAGUGUUAUUUCUACUCCAAAGUCGCAUCAGAUUUCCGGAUCUCACGAUUCGAGCGGAUCGAUUGAAAUACCCGCCGAUUUGAUUCUGGGUAGCGACAUUCCGGUAACUCCCGCAGCGGCGCAUGUCGCCAAAGAAGAACUGGAAGAUCACGAUCUGAUUGCGAUCCUCGAAGGAGACGACGUCGAUAUUACGGAAACGGCAACGGAAAUUGAAGUUCGGGUCGGCGGAGGAGACGAAGGUAUGUAUGAAGGAGAGCAACUGUUGGAGGAAAUUCAUAUCUCUAUCGUAGAUGAGCAGGAUCUUGAGGCGGAGAAGAAGGAACGGGAACGAGAGAUCGCGAUGAGACAAAUGGCCACACUUCCGAUUGCACCUAAGGGACGCAAACCAAAACAUGCCGGAGAUUGGCAAGAGCAGAAGAUGCCACCUUUAAAAGCAAGCCCUACGAAACGCUAUACUUCGAAGGCCGAAUCUUCAACUCCACCAGGGAUGAUUAAAACGGUGUCUGUGGAAAAGGUUCCACCCGUUUCGAAACCUAAUCUAGAGCUGAAAAGUCUUCCUGUAAAAUCACCACCAGGAACACCCGGACAAGUAACCAUCAAAGGCCAAACGACGAUCAAACCAGUUCCUAGACCAAUCGUCAUCAAGACGGAACCAGUCGAAAAGGGUGCCUUCCCAUCGCCCACUAAAAAGGUCAUGGUUCCACCUGUUAAGGCUGCUUCCGCUUCGAAGGCACUGAUUCAAAAACCUUCAUCCCUUACAAAACCAUUGCCUACAAAACCACCAACACAGAAACCAGCUUCUACUUCAAAAACAAUACCGCAGAAAACUUCUUUAGUUUCGAGUGUUCCACCACAGAAGCCAACCACUCAAAAAGCUAAUCCACCGGUACCCAGACCAAUACCGAUUCCUCCCGCAAAGACGAGUAAUGAUGAUCUAAUUAGUUCACUUGUUUCGGACUGGGAUGAUGAGCCAAUUGUUCCGAAGAAAGAGCCAAUCAGCCCCAUUGCUUCCCCACCUGUAGCGCAACCGACGACAAACGUAACAAUGGGUCCACCACAGCCACCCACCCCUGAGGAACCUGUAAAACGUUCACGUGUCAUCAAGAAGAAAAUAAUAUGGGACCCCGACAAUCCCGAAACACACAUGUCGUUUGCCAGUUUUGUUAAAUCAAACAGAACGAAACCCUUACCGGAGAGUCCCAAAGAAACGUUCACACCGCCCGCUCCGAUUCGCCCUCCGGGAACCGGCAUUCGUCGGAAAAGAGCGGAAUCCGUGGCCGCGCACAUGAUCAAAGAUACUCCCCAGUUUGCUUUGCCACCGCCACGAAAACGAGCUCGCACUCCGGAACCGGUUUCAUCAAAGGCCCCACCGGUUUCUUUCGCGCCCAAAAAUACAGCUCGAAAAAAGAAGAGCGAAAUCGAAAAACUUCUCGGAGACGAAGGGGCAAUCAAUAUGCUGUAUGACGUUGAAUGCGAGAACAGCAACACAGAUUUACUGAAAACUUCCGACCUCAAAGUCGAUUCGGAUGACGAAGACGAAAAGCUCAUGGCAAAGGCCAAAAUUAUCACCGACGCUGUCAUUAAGCAAGGUCACUCUCCAAACGAUAACGCAACACACGUUCCACGAAUGAGACCGAAACGCGCACCCACACCUCAACAAACGUCCCCCAGUCCGGCUCCACCUGCGACCACCACUUCCGGCACAUCAUCGCGUAAAUCCAGUGGCACCACGAAUGGCCCAGGCCGCAAACGAAAACAACCAGCAUCCGGUUCGGAAGAUUGGGAUUACGUUUACAACUCGCGGAAAACCUGCGAUGACGCAAUGAUCAUACGACGUCGUUCCAACAGCUCCUACUCCAGCUCAACCAGCCCUCGUCGGCUAAGCGUUGACCAACCAAAUACCACUGCUUCUGACACCCCAACAGACACACCCGAAAAGCCCAAUUUCGAGUUCAUCAAACCUUCUAACAAAUCUCCUUCCAAAUCCGAGAACAUCAAACUCGAUUCCUCCCUUGUCGCCAACAUGAAGGGAAAACUCAGCAAAGUUCUAGGUAGCAAACCCGCAGACAUAUCAUCCCCCGACAGCAGUCCUCCGGUGAAAGUGGAGAAGAAGCUCAAAGUGUCCCCGAAAGUGGUCAGUACGGAAUCGACCACAGCAACAGCCCCAACGACAACAACGGUUCGUGUCGAGGAGAACGGGGCCGGCAAAAGUUGGGAGUCGCUGCUGGAAAAGCUCACGGAGCUUAAACUGCAGGAGCUCAGCUUCAAGCGAAGUGGCAACUACAUUGAGCUUCUGCUGGCACCGAAGGAAACUAAACUCAAAGAUGUAUUCACUAUUGAGCUAAUCAAUGAACUGAAAACCGUACUGAACAUACUGAAGGGUGAUCCCAACGUGAGGGCUGUCCUAAUGCGAUCUAGUGGAAAGCAUUUCUGCCGAGGAAUCGACGUGUCGUACCUGAUUCAGACCAACGCAGAAAAACGCAAAAUAGCGGCUCAGGUUUACAGCGGUCAUUUAAGGAAUUUCCUUCAAACGAUGGCCACGUUCAACAAACCGUUGGUAGCUGCAAUUCACGGUGACAUGGUGGGUCUGGGAGUUACGAUGCUACCUCUUUUCGAUGUAGUCAUCGCUCAGGACAGCUCCACGUUUCAAACACCGUACGGCAUAUUAGGGCAUCUGCCAGAAGCAAUGAAGAUUUUUACUUCAACGAAAAACUUGAAGCCAAGAGCGAUAACGGACCUGCUCUAUCUGUGUCGAAAAGUGUCAGUUAAUACAGCACUAGAUUACGGACUGAUUUCGGAGGCAGUCAACGCCGAAAAGUUUCAAGAUCGAGCCGACAGUAUCACCAAGAAGCUGGCCUCUCUUUCACAACAGGCACUCAAAUCAAUGAAAGCAAACCUCCGCCAAGAAUUACUCGCCCGUUUGGACGAACAGCUAACUGCUGAGCAGAGAAAACUUUCUCAGCAGUGGAUUACCACUGAGUGCCAGGAAAAAUUCAAACAAUUUGUAAACCGUGGUGGCGAAUGGUAACACUUUUUCUUUGAGGUAAGUUUCGAGCAAUAAAUCCACUCGCGUCGUUACAUGGAUUUGGCCGAGCAAUUCGACGUAAGUACACAGAUGCUUUUAUUCUACAUUUUAGAUUUACUGACUUUUCAGCCAGUUUAAUAGUUAUUUCAAGAAACGAACUUAGAACGAGAUAUUUUCAUUGAAGAUUUACUUUAAAUGGAAUUGAUUAAUGUUAUCAGCUACUGAUAAGAAGAGAUAGAAAUUCAUUGAACGUAGAAUUUUUUCUAAUGCGGUUCAAAAUUUGUUCAUGUUCUACUAAAAUUUGAUUAAUAUUUACUAUCCCUCAGAUAUCUAUAAUAAAGUAAUUCAAUUGUUUCAAAUAGAAUUUAUUUUCAUAUAUGCGAAUAUUUUAUACAAUUGGCAUACAAUUGUGGCGCAUUGAGUGCAAAUAUGGUUUAAAACAGAAAAAAAUAACUGAAGCAUACAAUAUUUUGAUCCAUAGACACCUACACGUGUAUAGCCCAUAAGCAGAAGAAAUUUGUGGGAAAAUCCGCGGUCGAUUUAUUUAGACAUCUUUUAUUGCAAUACAUGUAUGAACAAAUCAGAAUAAAAAUCUUCCGUUCUUUCUAUUAAAAA
Aedes aegypti (yellow fever mosquito) is the source of this 4108-nucleotide messenger RNA. It is a transcript of the gene HIPP1, whose product is annotated as cell surface glycoprotein 1. The coding region runs from base 155 to 3496 and encodes 1113 amino acids. Lineage: Eukaryota; Metazoa; Arthropoda; Insecta; Diptera; Culicidae. The record is from RefSeq and is a predicted model, not a curated record. The transcript has 6 exons.